AUGGGUUGUGCGGUGCGGCCGUUUUCCAUUUCAGUUGCGCCCGUCUUCGCUCCUUCUCUUCCAACUUUUGCUGCCAUUUUUUCACUUGCCGAUGGUUACUCCUGCUCCUGCUCGGUCUGGACGCCGUCGUCGGCGUCGCCCUUCUGGGAUUCGGGCCGCCGUUAUUGCGCGUGUGCGCCGUGGCGGCAUGCGUCUUCCUUCUGUGGAUUCUUCGUCCUGGGGCGGCAACCGCUGGGCUGCGUGGUCAGUUGGGUGAGGUCGAUUCAGGGCGGCUCUUCCGCUCUGCGGCUCGCCGGCCGCUUCAUUCCCGCCGGGCCGGCCGCCAACGUUCUGACUUGGAGCAGUUUUGUUAUGGAGAUCUUGAUGCUCGCCGUCGGGAGAUUUCGUUGGGGAAGCGACUUGUUGACUGUACUGUUGGUUCGACCGUUGCUGUUGGUUCUUCUUCUGCGUCUGAUGGCUUUGUUUCUGCUGGCGGCCCUCCGCUGUGCGAACUGGUUUUUCGGGCGUGCAGAUGGUUGAUGCAUCUAUUAGUGGUCUUUCUGAUUUUCCUGCGGGUCUCCAUCUUCAUAGUUAUUUGGUUGGUCCUUCGUCUGUGCUGAACGUCUAAGAGUGGUGCCUCUACGUGCGGCUGGUGCUUUCGGUCGUCCUACUCCUCUUGGUAAGUUUAUCUUCCAAUGUAGGACUUUGCCGUUGGUGCAACUGACGAUUUUUUCCUAGAUUAAAAUACGACUUUGACGCGCGGUUGGUAUUUUAGUUAUGCCUACUCCUGUUAUGGAAUACUGUUGGGUGGUGCGUGCUCGGCGUAAGCGGACGUUGAUGCGCUUUUACUGGUCGGGACCGAAGAGAGGCGCUUCUCUCUUACUAUGAAGUUUUGUUUCGUACUUUUUCCCACUUUUGCUAUCUGUUGCUGUGUACGGUUUCGAUAUUUCUUCCCUCUUUUGCAGUGUGUGGGAUGCAGCCCCCGUUUUCAAAAGGAUUAUAUUAAUUUGCUUAAAGGAUGAGAAUCUUAUAGUGUAUAUUCCAAGACGACCAAUACUUGGAACAGUGAGUGAAACAAUUGGCCUAAAAGUACAAGGGUACACCUGUUGUUGGUACGUUCAUGAAGGUAUGAUACAAGCGUCCGUACUAAUUGCUCUACCACGUCAGAAAGAUAGCUUUAGAGAAUCGUCCAUUACAUAUGAAGGAGAAGCAGCUAAUACAGAAGAUGAAGCAAUGGAAAAAUCAGCUCAGAUGGCCUUAGAAUGCAUCUGUGCAGACCAUAAUAUUUCUAUCAAUGAUCAUAAUUACUAUGCUCUUGAAGUCACAAAGGAAAGGUUAUUUACAGCAAGAGAGAAGGCUCAAACAAAACAAUGGCAAUUCAAUAUGGCCCGCCAGCAAGUAAACACACAACAAAACGAGUUUGCAAGACAGACAAUGAUUUUAGCAAAGAUAUGCAAUGGCUUCUUUGAUAUAUUAUCACUUCGUAUGUAUCCCCAGCGCCCAGACAGCAACAAUCCCAUUAUCACAUAUACAGGUGCGCACCCUCCCGUCGGACGUAUGCAAGAACUUGCAAAAUCACUUUAUCAUUAUAUCACAGGCACCAAUCCUGCAGGAGGAUAUACUAGGAUGAUCUAAUCGACUAGCAUCUACUUCUAGCUUAUCUAUGCAAUGUGUUUGUGUCUUUAUAUACGGUUCUCUGUCCGCAGCGAACUGUAUGUAGUUUGAAUAAUUUGUUUGUCUGAAGAGUGUGCCACUUUUAAUUUGUAUGUUUGUA
This is a messenger RNA of Triticum urartu, 1753 nucleotides long. The record is from RefSeq and is a predicted model, not a curated record. Lineage: Eukaryota; Viridiplantae; Streptophyta; Magnoliopsida; Poales; Poaceae.